Gavia stellata (red-throated loon) is the source of this 2142-nucleotide messenger RNA. Its product is annotated as sucrase-isomaltase, intestinal. Gene Ontology annotation, molecular function: alpha-1,4-glucosidase activity; carbohydrate binding. The coding region runs from base 1 to 2142 and encodes 713 amino acids. The record is from RefSeq and is a predicted model, not a curated record. The transcript has 17 exons. Gene Ontology annotation, biological process: carbohydrate metabolic process. NCBI's taxonomy places the organism in Eukaryota, Metazoa, Chordata, Aves, Gaviiformes, Gaviidae.
AUGGCCGUUCUGGCAAGCAGAGGUCUAACGAAAGGUGAGGCUGAUGGAGAGCAAUGGCUGGCAGCACAGAACAGGGGACUGCGCUGUUGGGAGUGGCAGUCCCUGGGGAGCCGAGUGAUGGAGGGGUGGGACAGUCCCCUGGUUGAUCUGUUUUUCUCAAACCAGUAUCUUCAGAUCACAACUACUGUACCAUCCACUUCGGUGUAUGGGUUUGGUGAACAUGAGCAUCCAUCCUUCAAACACAGCAUGGACUUCGUUACCUAUGGCAUGUUCAGCAGGGAUCAGGCACCAACGUCAUUUGCCAACCUCUACGGAGUUCACCCUUUCUAUAUGUGUGUAGAAGCCGACUCCAAUGCCCAUGGUGUUCUCCUUCUGAACUCCAAUGCACAAGAUGUUACUCUGAGUCCAAACCCAUCCCUAACUUUCCGCACUAUUGGAGGGAUCCUUGACUUCUAUGUCUUCCUUGGACCAACUCCCGAAAACGUAAUUCAGCAAUACACGGAGGCCAUUGGACGCCCACACAUGCCUGCCUACUGGUCUCUGGGAUUUCAUCUCUCCCGAUGGGGUUACGGCAGCAUUGAUGUUUUAAAGAAAACUGUCGAUCGCAUGCACUACUAUGAUAUUCCAUAUGAUGUCCAACAUCUUGAUAUCGACUACAUGGAACGUCACCUGGACUUUACCUAUGAUAAAGUGAAUUACGCAGGUCUGCCAGAGUACCUCCAACAGCUGAAGAAGGAAGGAAUGCACAAUGUCGUCAUUCUGGAUCCUUUCAUAACUAAGGACGAAGAACCAGGCACUUACAGGCCUUAUGAUCUCGGAGAGGAAAUGGGAGUCUGGGUGAACAACUCCGAUGGUAUAACUCCUGCUGUUGGAAAGGCCUGGCCCCCUGGAGACUCGGUGUUUCCUGACUACACCAACCCCAGGACAGUUGAGUGGUGGACCCAGAUGUGUCUGGAGUUUAAGGAUGUCCUUGACUACGAUGGGAUCUGGAUUGAUAUGAAUGAACCGUCCAAUUUCUUAAGAGGCCAGUAUCCUGGAUGUGCUGUUAAUGAUAUCAAUAACCCUCCUUACGUUCCUAGCAUUUCUGAUCGUUCCCUGGCACAAAAGACAUUGUGUCCUGACUCCAAGACUUACCUUGGAGAGCAUUAUAACACACAUUCUCUCUUCGGCUGGUCACAGACAGCACCAACUUUCCAUGUUGCCCAGCAGGCAACUGGAAAACGAGCGUUUGUCUUGAGUCGGUCUACAUUCGUUGGCAGCGGGAAGCAUGGGGGUCACUGGCUGGGUGACAACUUCUCUCAGUGGAAGGACAUGCACCAGUCAAUCAUUGGAAUCCUGGAAUUCAACCUUUUUGGCAUCCCCUAUAUCGGUGCUGAUAUCUGUGGGUUUAACUAUAACACUACCUACGAACUCUGCUUGCGCUGGAUGCAGCUUGGCUCUUUCUAUCCAUUCUCCAGAAACCACAAUGCAGAGGGAAAUGCAUCCCUAGUUAUAAUGGUCAGUACAAAUCAAAGCUUUUCCUUAAUAGGAACAAGACCCAGCAGUGUUCGGAGAAGAGUUUGCCAAGAUAUCUCGCGCUACGCUUCGGAUCAGAUACUCACUGCUGCCAUACUUAUACACCUUGUUCUUCGAGUCUCACGUUCACGGAAACACGGUGGUGCGGUCACUGAUGCACGAGGUCAUAAACUGCCAAGUAGCUGGAACAAGAACUAUGCUACUGUGGCUGCCCCGUUGAGCAAGAUCCCUCUGUUCAUCCGUGGAGGCUACAUCCUGCCAGAACAGGCACCAGCCACGACCACUACUAAGAGCCGUCUGAACCCAUUUGGGCUCAUUAUCGCCCUGGAUGAACAAGGAGAAGCUUCUGGGUCUCUCUUCUGGGAUGAUGGCGAUUCAAUCGAUACCAUUGAAAAGGAGAACUACUUCUUGGCUAAAUAUACAUACAGCAAAGGAAACCUGAAAACAGAAAUACUUAAAAAUGGCUACCGAGGGGCUGACACUCUGAAGUACAACAAAAUUACGGUUCUUGGCCUGAAACUGAGGCCUCAUGCUAUUGCUCUGAAUGGAAGAGCCAUCCGUGGAGAUGCUUUCUCUUAUGAUCUGAGUGGGGUAAGAGUUGUGCUGAGCAAUUAUGAAAAACCUUAG